Phlebotomus papatasi is the source of this 1349-nucleotide messenger RNA. Its product is annotated as beta-1,4-galactosyltransferase 2. Bases 112 to 1077 code for a protein of 321 amino acids. NCBI's taxonomy places the organism in Eukaryota, Metazoa, Arthropoda, Insecta, Diptera, Psychodidae. The record is from RefSeq and is a predicted model, not a curated record. The transcript has a single exon. Gene Ontology annotation, molecular function: N-acetyl-beta-glucosaminyl-derivative 4-beta-N-acetylgalactosaminyltransferase activity. Gene Ontology annotation, biological process: carbohydrate metabolic process; glycosphingolipid biosynthetic process.
GCCAGGAAACGUCAAGUGCCGGAGCGAAGUAUAAACAAAAAAGUGCUCGUGGGGGAAAAAUGCGGGAUUUGGUGUGAAAAUCCGUGGCCGGGAGUGCAGAAAUCAGUUGUGAUGUCUUGGGGCGGGACGAUGAGACGAAUCUCUGACAGAAACUGCAUCUGUGUGUGCCUCCUGAUUGUGAUAAUUUACUGUAUCUGGCCGGGCAGAUACGCCACGCACUACGUCUCCCUGCCGAUGGAUCAAAUGGAAGUGGAACUUGUGGCCAAGACAACCAAGAACAUCACAAAACGUGGCCUAGAAACCUGCAGCUAUGGGGACAUCAUAGCCGGGAACAAAUUCAUGCUGACUGACGAAUAUCUGGGGAAGCUGCACCAUCCGGGCAGCAUUCGAUUAGGUGGUGAGUACUUUCCACCAGAUUGUGCCCCAAAGUACAGUGUAGCGGUGAUUGUGGUGUACAGAGACAGAGAGAGGCAGCUCAGGCAAUUCCUAACCUACAUGCACAACUUCCUGCGCGAACAGAGGCUCCACUACCGGAUUUUCGUGGUGGAGCAAUUCGACAGGAAGCCCUUCAAUCGCGCCAAAUUGUUCAACAUCGGCUCUGUGGCUGCCAUGAAGUUGGGCUUUCCCUGUCUAAUCCUCCAUGAUGUGGAUCUCUUACCCAUGAGCCUGGGUCAGGUGUAUGCCUGCACCCGUCAACCGAGGCACAUGUGUGCCAGCCUUGACCAAUUUCGCUACAAUCUGCCCUAUCUGGGUCUCUUCGGGGGCGCCGUAGCCAUCGAAUCUAAGCCCUUCGUGGAGGUCAAUGGGAUGUCCAAUAUGUUCAAUGGUUGGGGAGGGGAAGAUGAUGACUUCUUCAGGCGCCUCCAGGCCAAAGACAUCCAGAUCUGUCGCUUCGAUCCCGCCUACAGUCGAUACACGAUGCUCAAGCAUGCCAAAGAGAGACCCAACGAGGACAGGCUGGCUUUCCUCAGGACGGGACACUUGCGCUACGACACGGACGGUCUCAAUUCCCUGAUCUACGAGCAGAAGGCAUACAUCCUGCACGAUCUCUUCACACAUCUUCUCGUGAAUACCUGAGAUGAUGAAAUACCACGAAAUCUCCCACGUUAUUUAUUUUAGCACGUAUUUAUUUUAAGGAUUUUCUAGCUCGAUUUGCAGGAAAAUCUCAUGAUAUUUUCAGUGGAAAUAGUGAAAUAGUGAUCUCAUUUUAAUUACUCAAUUUUGAAUCUCAUGAAUCCCCAUUAAAAAAAUCAAAUAUUGAUCAGGAACAAGUUCAAUAUUCAAUGUUUGUGUAAAUAAAUAAAAUUUUCUAUUAUACAUGUUUUUACGAAUUAAAUGUGAAAUAAACA